AUGGGAAACGUGUCUCCUCUUGCUUUCCUAUGUUCUUUUUUUCCCGCCUGCCUUCAUUUUAUUGCGAGAACAACGCUUUAGAUACGCAAGAAUAAUUUCACAUUUUUAAGCUCCCAUCAUUCGCUGAGUUGUCAAAGGUGAUCUGUAGUAGCCAUGGCCCGUACCAAGCAGACUGCCCGUAAGUCCACUGGAGGCAAAGCUCCGCGUAAGCAGCUGGCCACAAAGGCUGCUCGCAAGAGCGCCCCGUCCACCGGCGGGGUCAAGAAGCCCCAUCGCUACAGGCCUGGCACUGUGGCUCUGCGCGAGAUCCGUCGUUAUCAGAAAUCUACAGAGCUGCUGAUUCGCAAGCUGCCCUUCCAGCGCCUGGUGAGAGAAAUUGCCCAGGACUUCAAGACUGACCUCCGUUUCCAGAGUGCAGCCAUCGGUGCUCUGCAGGAGGCCAGUGAGGCUUAUCUGGUGGGACUGUUUGAGGACACCAACCUGUGUGCCAUCCACGCCAAGCGUGUCACCAUCAUGCCCAAAGAUAUUCAGCUGGCACGCCGUAUUCGUGGGGAGCGCGCUUAAAGUGUCCACUCCAAUUUAUUAUAUGCUGUCCUAUUGUCACUUCUGCACUUGUUCCUUCCUCUAUAUUUAGUCAGUAGUUUGGUUUGAGGUUCUAUAUAUCAUGAUUGUGAUAACUGUAAAAUGUGUGAUCAUGUCCUCUUUGGUGCUACUAGUAGCAGGUUUUGCUUAGAAAUAUCUUGGUAUAUGUUUGAACUACAGAUGCACUCACUUAUAACUAGCUAGCUAGCUCACAGGAAAUCCUUGUUAUGUGCGCAAAUAAGGUGUUUUGUGAGAUAUUGGUGUGUGAUCUGAAACGAGCAUAGGAAAUAGCAUAAAGUUGAGACAUUGUCAUCUUCAGACAUACAGGUUUUUUCUAAAAUAGAAUUUAGUUGUAAAAUUAGUGAUUUUUGUUUUCUUUCAUAAUAGUAGUGGAUUUCUACUGUUACUGUUAAAUGUAUCAAAAUACAGCAGAUUGGUUCUGGUUAUCAGUUAAAUAUGUCAUCAUGCUAUGACACUGCAUGGUUUGACAGACUAUAAGAGGCAUAUAUGUAGCAGACCUAUGUUGAUCAUAUUUUAAUUUUCAGCCAUGUUAUGUCCAGGUAUUGUUAGGACUUUUUGUUUCCUUCUCAGGUUGAUGUGAUAACCUAUGAUUUUUUUUUUCUACUGUAUUUUUGAUUUGUCUUUGGUCAUUUUUAAAAGCAAAUAUUUGUACUCUACAAUUCACUUGGGAACAUCACAAUAAAACAUUUUCUUGUGGUUAUACUGUUGAGUCAAUAAAUGCUUGAGGCAAUA
Molecule: messenger RNA, 1335 nt
Organism: Thalassophryne amazonica
Lineage: Eukaryota; Metazoa; Chordata; Actinopteri; Batrachoidiformes; Batrachoididae
Product: histone H3.3A
Exons: 4
Coding region: 154-564 (136 amino acids)
Cellular component (GO): nucleosome
Molecular function (GO): protein heterodimerization activity; structural constituent of chromatin; DNA binding
Source: RefSeq, a predicted model, not a curated record